This is a messenger RNA of Racocetra fulgida, 138 nucleotides long. The record is from the annotation of a GenBank genome assembly. NCBI's taxonomy places the organism in Eukaryota, Fungi, Glomeromycota, Glomeromycetes, Diversisporales, Gigasporaceae.
AAAAUUUUCUAGUCAAAAGGAAGAUGAUAAAUGGAAUGCAAAGAACAAAUCUAAAUUUAAUCCUUGGAAUCCAUUGCCAAACAUGAAAGAUGCGAUUACUAUGGAGAAUAUGAAUGAACCAGCAAUCUCACCGGAUGG